CAUAUGACAUUUCUCAAUUUUGACAAUGACAGCUGUCAAAACAGAAACCACUUUGUUGUUAAUGUAAGUUGUAUUUUUCAGCUGUAAAUAAAUUGUUGAGCCAAAAGUGCUUCAUCUACCUCAAAAACAAUAAAAAUGGCUAUGAGACCAGACGACCAUCGCCGAAAAUGGGACAGAGACGAAUACGAGCGGUUAGCUGAAGAGCGCAAACGAGAAGAAAUAGAACGCAUCGAAGAAGAAAGCAAAAAAAAGAAAGGCCCUCCGGUUAAACGCGAAUUGUUAAAAACCCGAGAUUACAAAGUAGAUUUAGACUCAAAGCUCGGAAAGAGUAUAGUGAUUAAUAAAAACACACCAACAUCACAGUCUGGAGGUUAUUAUUGCAAUGUCUGUGAUUGUGUCGUUAAGGAUUCCAUCAACUUUCUGGACCACAUCAACGGUAAAAAGCACCAGAGGAAUUUGGGUAUGUCGAUGAGGGUGGAGAGGAGCUCACUGGAUGCCGUGAAAAAGCGAUUCGAACAAAAUAAAAAGAAAAUGGAGGAGAAGAAAAAGGAUUAUGAUAUGGCAGCGCGCAUGCAGGAGAUUGCCGAAGAGGAAGAGAAGUUGAGGGAAUACCGGAGGGAAAAGAGGAAAGAGAAACGGAAAGCGGAGGAGAUGGCGGACGAAGCGGAACAAUCAAGUGAACUCGCUAGUAUAAUGGGGUUUGGCGGGUUUGGCUCGUCGAAGAAAAAAUAACACAGGGGUACAAAGGAUUUGUAAUUUCGUUAGAUUUAAUUAUUAAAAUCGUGAUUAUUGCUACUUGAAGUACAAGUGAAGGCUUGGCUGUUAGGCUGAAAUUGAUAAUGUAACAAUCGCUUUUUCAGAAUAAAUGUACAUUUGAAUUUUC
Molecule: messenger RNA, 883 nt
Organism: Zophobas morio
Lineage: Eukaryota; Metazoa; Arthropoda; Insecta; Coleoptera; Tenebrionidae
Product: zinc finger matrin-type protein 2
Exons: 1
Coding region: 136-732 (198 amino acids)
Biological process (GO): mRNA splicing, via spliceosome
Cellular component (GO): spliceosomal complex; U4/U6 x U5 tri-snRNP complex
Molecular function (GO): nucleic acid binding; zinc ion binding
Source: RefSeq, a predicted model, not a curated record